This is a messenger RNA of Polypterus senegalus (gray bichir), 2424 nucleotides long. Its product is annotated as NACHT, LRR and PYD domains-containing protein 1b allele 4-like. The transcript has 6 exons. The record is from RefSeq and is a predicted model, not a curated record. Gene Ontology annotation, molecular function: protein binding. The coding region runs from base 1434 to 1868 and encodes 144 amino acids. Lineage: Eukaryota; Metazoa; Chordata; Cladistia; Polypteriformes; Polypteridae.
AGGGGCUGAGGAGUGAAAACUGCAAAUUAAAGAAACUGAAAUUUGGUCCAUCUCAUCAGUGGCAGGCAUUCCAGUGGCUGAGAAAAGUCAAACCUUCUUGUUCACACCAGGCCUUCAUUCACACAUUACAGCUGAAUAUUAAAUUCUGCUCAUGUCAUCUUUUUCCUGGUGCUGGAAGGACUUCAGAGAAAAUGUCUGAUGUUGAUUUGUCCUUUAGCUCAUCUCCACGUCCCCUAAAUGUGUUUCUGCACAGAAUAUGCACUUGGUGUCCUCUGUCCCUCUCUAGUAGACUGGGAUUCAAACUGAAAUGGAUCUCACAAUGUGGAGUUUACUCUCUCAGGUUCCUCUUUAGAUGUUUUUCAAAUGUUUUCAUAGCCAGUGAUGUCAGAGCCAUGGGACUGAAGUCUUUUAGGUUUAUCUACUGGUAUUCCUGUCACCUGUUUCCAUGACUUUGGGACCUCCUGCUGUUUUAAUGAUAACUUUGAUAAUAAAAUAAAAAAUGGAGCUGAGUUGCUCUGCAGAAGUUUUCAAGGGCCUACUAUUAACAUGGUCUGGUCCAGGACUUUGAUUUGGUUUUAAUUUUAUAAAAAUGUUCUCCUCAUCCUUCUGAACAUAAACAUCUCAGUCUCGCUCAGUCAAAUCAAACUGCUUACAUCUCGAUUCGUAUUUAUUAAACGUGUUAGCUCAAUCAGAGCAGCACUUUAAACCACAAACUCUUAUGUGGUUAUUAUUUUUUGACUGAUGAUGUCCAGCUAUGGAUUUAAUGUCUGUCCACAUCAAUCUCAAAUUUUGUGUGGACCAAAUUCUGUUCAAUUUCAUCCUUAUAAUCAUCCUCAUCAUUUUGAAUACCAAGUUUUAAUUCCCUUUGAGCAGCUCGUGCCUCUUUAGUAUUUCCUCGUCGAAAGACACCUUUUCUUUUGAUAUAAUAAUGACUCUAUAGAUUUGAAGAUCCAGGGUUUGUUGAUGAGAUAGACCUUCACACUUUUAACUGAGAUCAACACGUCUUCACAAACAGAAAAAGAGCUGGGGAUAACAUCACAAAGCUCAACUAAAUCAGUGCAGGAGUCCACCAAAAGAUCUCAGUCUUGACAAUGAAAGCAGCCUUGGAGACUUUGGAUUGAAUCUUCACUCCAGAGCGUCACUGUCUUCUUGUGGACUUUUAAAUUCAUAAAGAAAGUGUUGAAUCUAAGAAACAGUGUGGAGUAUUUUAUAAGAGUGCUUAUCAGUGAAAACCUGUCUAUUUGUCGUCUCACCUCCAGAUGUUGCUCAGCUCUCUCCUCAGCUCUUUCUGCUCCACAUUCACGACUGAUUGAACUGAACCUGAGGAGCAACAACAUGGGGGAUUCAGGAGUGGAUCAGCUGUGUGAGGGGCUGAGGAGUGAAAACUGCAAAUUAGAGAAACUGAACCUGUCUUAUUGUGGUUUUACAUCCACAUGCUGCUCAGCUCUCUCCUCAGCUCUUGGGUUUUUACACACUCUCAACUAACAGAACUGAACCUGAGCCUCAACAACAACAUGGAGGACUCAGGAGUGGAUCAGCUGUCUGAGGGGCUGAGGAGUGAAAACUGCAAAUUAAAGAAACUGAACCUGGACUCAUGUGGUCUCACCUCUAGAUGUUCCUCAUCUCUCUCCUCAGUCCUCUCUUCUCCACACUCACAGCUGACUAAACUGAACCUGAACUUCAACAAACUGGGAGAUUCAGGAGCUCGUCAGCUGUGUGAGGGUCUGCGGACCCCAAACUGUAAAUUAAAGACACUGUGGCUGCAGUUAAAUGACAUCAGUGAGAGUGAGGAGAUGAGCCUGAGGUCACUACGGGAGGAGCUGAACAGGACUGGACGGCAGGUGAAGAUCAAGAUAUUGGAAGGCUGAACAUGCUGAUCAACUGAACCCAGUGAUGGCGCCCCCUGUCCACUCUCUGAAUUCUUCUAUUAUUUUAUAAUCCCCUCAACUCUCCUCCACAUUUAAUAAACUCUCCAUGUUUUCUUCUCAGCCUGUGCUUCUUCUUUAAACUGACUUGUGUUUCUCCCCCAUGUCACCCUGAACUGGUCACCAAACUCCACAAGUUCAGACCAGAGACCCCUGAGUUUCACCAGCCUGAAGACCACAGUGGGAAUUGUCCUCUGAAACCAGCUGAGGUCACAAAGCCCACCGAAGGGAACAGCAGGAGCAAACACGGGUGGACAGUCCAGUUGUAAGGUGAUGGAGAGUGUGGCCAAUCCUGGCAUUGGUGACAAAUUCUGGACAGGCACCGGGCAAUCACAGGUUGAGCUGAUGGUGGUGUGAUCAGAAACUUCAUAAACCUACUGCUCCUUUGCAUCAUGUGGUGUUGUUUGAACCCGUGUCUGCUGCACUCCUUGUUCACUGCCUCAUUUUCACAGAAUUCAUGGCAUCUUCUGUUUGUGACUGAACUUCUGUGACACUUUAA